Molecule: messenger RNA, 6088 nt
Organism: Frieseomelitta varia
Lineage: Eukaryota; Metazoa; Arthropoda; Insecta; Hymenoptera; Apidae
Gene: wts
Product: serine/threonine-protein kinase Warts
Exons: 5
Coding region: 757-4263 (1168 amino acids)
Biological process (GO): G1/S transition of mitotic cell cycle; positive regulation of apoptotic process; regulation of organ growth
Molecular function (GO): ATP binding; protein binding; protein serine/threonine kinase activity
Source: RefSeq, a predicted model, not a curated record
UUUCUUUCGGCUUAAAUGCAUUCUAAUAUUGAUUAACGAUGUAAAAAGUAAUUGUUAAAUUAAAAAGGAGAAGCUAAUGUAAUGUAUUGAUGUUCUUAUUUAUGGAAAGAAGCAUACAGUUAUAAAAGUAAGUUUUUGAAGUAAUCGAUCUAUUUAAAACGUAACCAUUUCCGAUAUCAUUUUCCAUUUCCAUGGAGAGGCGAUGUGUGAACAUUAAUGUGAACGUUAAUGCGCAUUGCGUAUUAAUUGGAAAGGGCUGUUUGUUUUUUCGCGCACAAACUUAGUGCAUAUCGUAAAUUACGAAAAAGAGUGUCAAGUCGGUAUAGGAAUGUGGCACUUCAAAAUGGCUGCCAGUUACUUUAGUAAUUUACGGCUGUACCUUUCUUUGUUGUUGCUGGAGUAAUUACGACUAUAUGUUCGAAUAGCAUAGAAUUAGUUUUAAAGGGAAAUAGUGAACUAAAACAUCUACGUACACGUCAACCUCGUCACAUGGAUUGUGUGGGAACGUGAGAAAAGAAUAUGCUCUGAAGUCGUUCUCUCCUGAUUGCUGUUUCAGUGAAACUUAUUUCAAGAAAUCUCGUAGCCAAUGCCUCCUGUCUUUUGAGGAAAGUGUGUGCUAUCGUAGCCCGUUUUACGUACAGAAGACUUUCUGGAUUGAUCCGUUACGCAUGUAAUGAAUAGAUGUAUGUAUAUGUACAUAUAUAUAUGUCACAGCCGGAUUAAAGCUAGGUCUGUGAAGGCCUAGCAUGGGCCACUAUGAAUCCAUCCAUGGUUAGCAAAUCGAGCACUCGUGGCUCUGGAUAUCAUCAAAAAGCUCUGGCUGAAAUUCGCAAUUCUUUGCUACCUUUUGCGAACAUUGGAGGAGCAGGGGAAAUUGGCUCCAGUGCUGCUAGUACUAUAUCUACUUUGUCUACAACCAGUGGUAUUAGUUCUGCUUCUGGAUUUAGUGGUCUGUCAGCAGCAUCAGGUUUUAUCAUUGAUAAGUCUGAGCAACGACAAUUAUUGACUCAGCUAUUAGCAAUGGGAUAUUCCGAGGAAAUUGCAUUACGCGCAUUGAAGUUAGCGGGAUGGCGUCUAGAUGCAGCUGUAGAAUUCUUAAAGCAGGCUCAGGGAGAAUUUUUGAAUGGUCUUUGUAAACUCAACAGCAAAUUGAUAAGAAAGCCUAGUUUAGAAAGAGAGUUAAGUUUACAACGUGGUAGUCCUGCAUUGGAUAGUGGAGCAGGAAGUUCACGAUCUGAUAGUCCACGUAUGACAGAGCUUAGCCCACAUCCGCAAUUGAGUCGACAAUAUUCGCCGAGCAAUUUUGUAGAACGAGAACCACCACCUCCUCCUCCUCCUAGAUGCAGUUCUACACCACCGCCGCCACCACCGCCUCAUGCUCCAUAUAAUCAACCAAAUGUGCCUACUAAUAUGCAGCAAAUGCUUAAACGAAUGUCUCCUGCUCCAGUUGUUCCAACACGACCACCUCCUACUACUCCUGGUAAUACUGGGCCAAUAUCAACAUCAGUUAAUUUACCACAAAGAGGUACAAGCCCAGUAGCGAGUUCAAAUAAUAAUUCCAACUGUCGUCAGCCUAUGAUUGUUCAAAAUGGUCCGCAAGUUCAGCAACAACUUUCUCAACAAAUGCAAGCUCUCAGUAUUUAUCAAACAAGCAACAAUAGUACUCAAGUCGAACCACCACCACCGUAUCCCAUAGUUUCUUCCUCGUCGGCUGGUCCAGUACAACCACCGUCUUACAGUGCCUCUAUACAAAAUAGGCAAAGUCCUACGCAGUCUCAACAGGAUUAUCGCAAAAGUCCUUCCUCUGGGAUUUAUUCUGGUCCAACGUCGGCUGGUUCUCCAAGUCCAAUUACCGUUUCCGCUAUCUCUCCAAGUAUACAAGCAUCCAUGGCGAGACCAACCCCAUUGCAAGCUUGGGGUGCACGGCAGGCGAAAACACAACCACCGAUCAUUAUGCAAUCUGUUAAGAGUACACAAGUACAAAAACCUGUAUUACAAACUGCAAUUGCACCGACUUCUCCGCAACCAAUUUCCACUACCAGUAAUACACCUCCACCUCCGCCAUCGUAUGCAUCAUCUAUUCAACAGAAACAACAGCAGCAACCUCAACCUCAGCAGCAGCAACAGCAGCAGCAGCAGCAGCAGCAGCAGCAGCAGCAACAACAACAACAACAACAACAAUCGUCGCAACAAUUACCACCCGCGUAUCCACCAUUAAAUAGUGGCACAAUUGGUGCAACAUCGACAAAUAAUAUAAACUUAGGUAUUUCAGUGGGAGUGCCUACUACGGAACCACCAAGUUACGCAACAACAAUGCAAGCAUUAGCAGUACAACGUGGCAUGCAUCACCCAGUGCCUCCUCCUCCUUAUGGAACAGUUACCACCGAUGAUCUUAGCUGCAUAUCGGCGAUAGAUAAUAAUACGACUGUUAGAUCAUCUCCAGUUGCACUACAUCCUCCGUUACAAAGAAAAUAUUCUCCAGCAGAUGGAUGCCAACAUCCUACAGAGACACCACCUUUACCUCCAGUAACGUCUACAUCUGUUUCUUUAAGAACAAACAACGGCAUCAAUAGUAAUACCAAUAAUGGUAAUACUAACAGUAGUAAUAGCAACAAUAGUAAUACCAACAGUAGUAAUACCAAUAAUAGUAAUACCAACAAUAACAGCAAUAACAGCAAUAACAGUAGCGGCGGCAGCAAUAAUAACAACAAUAACAACAAUAAUAAUCCUUCACCAGACAGCAAUGGAGCAAAAGGAGCCGAUUCAUCUUACAAGAUCAAGCACCAAUCUCCAAUACCUGAGCGUAAACAAAUAAGCAAAGAGAAGGAGGAGGAACGUAGAGACUGUAAAGUUCGUAAUUAUUCUCCGCAAGCGUUUAAAUUCUUCAUGGAACAACAUAUUGAAAAUGUAUUAAAAUCUCAUAAACAAAGAUUAUAUCGUCGAUUUCAAUUAGAAACAGAGAUGUCUAAAAUAGGUCUCAGCGUGGAAGCUCAAUGUCAAAUGAGGAAAAUGUUGUCGCAGAAGGAAUCGAAUUAUAUUAGAUUGAAGCGUGCAAAGAUGGAUAAAUCGAUGUUUACGAAAAUUAAACCAAUUGGAGUUGGCGCUUUUGGUGAAGUAACUCUUGUUAGGAAACUUGAUACCAAUCAAUUUUAUGCUAUGAAGACUCUAAGGAAAACUGAUGUGUUAAAUCGUAAUCAAGUUGCUCACGUUAAGGCCGAAAGAGACAUAUUAGCAGAGGCUGAUAAUGAGUGGGUUGUGAAACUCUAUUAUUCCUUUCAAGAUAAGGACAAUUUAUAUUUUGUAAUGGAUUAUAUACCUGGUGGUGACUUGAUGUCGUUGUUGAUCAAGUUUGGCAUUUUCAAGGAAUCUUUAGCGAGAUUUUACAUUGCUGAACUAACGUGCGCCGUAGAAAGUGUUCAUAAAAUGGGUUUUAUUCAUAGAGACAUUAAACCAGAUAAUAUUUUAAUUGAUCGAGAUGGACACAUAAAAUUAACAGAUUUUGGCCUAUGUACAGGAUUUCGUUGGACUCAUAAUUCUAAAUAUUAUCAACAAAAUGGACAUGGAAAACAAGAUUCGAUGGAUCCUGCCGACGAUUGGAGCAACGAAUGUCGGUGCAUCCAGUUAAAACCAUUGGAACGUAGAAGACAUAGAGAACAUCAAAGAUGUUUGGCCCAUUCUUUGGUUGGAACACCAAAUUAUAUCGCCCCAGAGGUACUACAAAGGACAGGAUAUACUCAGUUGUGCGAUUGGUGGAGUGUUGGUGUAAUUUUAUACGAAAUGUUAGUUGGCUCUCCACCUUUUCUUGCUAAUACUCCAGCUGAAACGCAAUAUAAGGUGAUCAAUUGGGAAACGACUUUGCACAUCCCGAAACAAGCGAAUCUGUCAGCCGAAGGUAUGGAUUUGAUAUUAAAAUUAUGCGUUGGUGCAGAUCGUCGAUUAGGUAAGAAUGCAGACGAAGUAAAGAGUCAUCCAUUUUUUGCGGACAUUGACUUUGAAAAAGGAUUGCGUCGGCAAGUAGCUCCUCACAUACCUCGGAUACAAUAUGCUACCGAUACAAGUAAUUUUGAUCCCGUGGAUCCUGAUAAAUUAAGAAAUUCGGAAUCGCCAGAUUCCAAAUCCAACGAAAUAUUAGAUAAUAGCAAACCGUUUCAUGGUUUCUUUGAAUUUACUUUUAGACGCUUUUUUGACGAUGGUGGUGGUCCUGUGUAUCCUAGUCGAAUAAGUUUGGACGAUAAUGAUAAUCAAGGUCCAGUUUACGUAUGACAGUAGCUUUAGAAUUUUUUGUAUUCGCUAAGUCGACGAUAAAUCUUUCGUAUAUUUUUUUCUUCUUUCUUUUUUUGGGGGAAAAAAAUUUGUGUUUGUAAAUACUAUCUGAAACAAUUCUUCUGGAUCAACAAGUAGUUAGGGUAAUGUGAAUCGUAAAAAAAAUUUGUUAAAUUGUCAACGCGCGCACGUAUGUAAAUAUAAUGGAGGAUAAGCGAAUGAAUGUAUAUACGUGUAUGCAUGAGGUAAAGAGGAUGAGUGAUUACGAAUAAUACAUACGUGCGCGCAUAUAUAAGUACACUGUGUAUAUACCACAUCAUGUUAUGUUUUACACGGGAAGGAGAAAAAGAACAAUAAUCAUACAUAAAACAGAAACCCUCGCGUUUGUUCCUUAAUUUCAGUAACAUAUCAUACUCGUUUGUUUUCUAACUUGUUUUUUUUCUUUUCCUCUCUUUUAUUCUUCUUUUUCUUAUCCUUUUAUUAUAAUCGCAAAAUUGUUGGAUGAAUCGCUUUUUUGGAAGGACAGACUUCUUUGAUAAUUGAUAACUGUUGGGACUGCAUAAUGUUGUAGAAGAUGAAAUUACAUGUAAAAUUGUAAAAUUUAAAUUUGUGGGCAUUCAUCAUAUUUUUACAUGGUAUAAUUACUAUAAACUUUUAUUGCUACAAUGUGGCAUGAUUAAUUUUGAAGUUUCACAGAGAGUGUGAUAAAAAAAAGAAAGAGAAAGACUUGUGUAUUUUUUAAAAAGUAUAUGAAAUAAAUUUUUAAUAAGACAUAUCAAUUUAUGAACGUAAUAAUUAUAAAUCGGAAAAAAGAAAAAAAGCGACUGACAACUAGACUAUAUAUGUAUUCAUAUAGUAUGUUUAUUGAAAGAAAAAUAUUGUGCUUGCCAUUUUUAUUGGUAUUGGCUCUUGUGCCUAUUGGAACCGUGUGUUUAUAUGUUUCAGCAAGUACUGUGAUAUUGCUAGAAUAAUACCACUUUACAUCUAUUGGCCUUAUUUAAUUUCUUUUUUUUUUACAUUCGAUUAGUAAUGACAAAUAUAUUAAUAUUAACUGUUACUGUACAGAUUUUUUAAUGGAUGAAAUGUGUUCAUUGCAUAUUAAUGGCUGUUAAUCUUUCCAUUUCUUUAUUUCAUUUUCUCUCUGUCUCUGUCUUUGUCUGUCUCUUUUUCUCUUUCAUUUUUCUCCAGAUUUUCUUUCUCAGUUACUUUUUCUAUUUUUUGAAUAAUUUUUAAAUUUAAGAAAUUUUCAUUACUUUAUUAUCAUGUCGUAUACAUUAUCUUUUAUAUCUUUCUGAAAUAAUAAUAAAAAUGUAUGCAAUUUACGUUGAAUUUGAUCAUCUAUUUUAGAUUCAGUGAUAAGAAGUAAAUAAUUUAGAAACUUUGGUUGCAUAGACAGUACAUUGUUAGUAAUAUAAUUUAUAUGAAAAUGUGAAAGUAAAUAGUAUUGUUAUACUAAGACUAUGAAUUCUUCAUAAUAAAUUCUAUACAAUAAUUGAGCCAUGAUUUUCAAUAGCAAUAGUUGUAUUAAAGAAAUUUUCAAAUAACCGGUUCUAAUACUUCUAAUGUGAAUUAUAUUUUUUCUUUAUAUCCGAUGUCACAAACAAAUUGAAUUUUUAGAUGUAAGCAAUACAAUUGUUUAUUUUGACAAUUUUCCAAUAUUCUAGAAUUAUGGAAUUCACUAAAUGAGAUAUGUGUUGUUACGGUAACGAUUUAUUCGAUACCGUUAAUAUGUUUUAUUUUUAUUGCCAAUAUAUAGUACAGAUAUAUUCGUACAUACAUAUAAACGAAAUAACAAACCAGUUAAUUUCUCCAAAGUAACAUACAA